Messenger RNA from Xiphias gladius (swordfish), 1465 nucleotides. RefSeq names its product vasopressin V2 receptor-like. Gene Ontology annotation, cellular component: membrane. The record is from RefSeq and is a predicted model, not a curated record. The coding region runs from base 1 to 1461 and encodes 486 amino acids. Gene Ontology annotation, molecular function: peptide binding; vasopressin receptor activity. The transcript is spliced from 8 exons. Lineage: Eukaryota; Metazoa; Chordata; Actinopteri; Istiophoriformes; Xiphiidae. Gene Ontology annotation, biological process: G protein-coupled receptor signaling pathway; positive regulation of vasoconstriction; regulation of systemic arterial blood pressure by vasopressin.
AUGCAGGAGACAGAGGGACGGAGGGGGGAGGAAAAGCAGGGAGAGAAAGACACAGCAUGGAUGCGGCGACUCUGUGCAACAGCAGAUCAGGUUGUCCUGGCUCCUACAGAUGCUUCACGGGACGCUGAGGACGAGGACGAGGUGACCAACAUGUCAGUCUCCACGGUAACAGACUCAUACCCGUCCAUCGACUGGCCGGUGGUCUCCGUGACCCCGGCGGGUACUAACGUCACGGAGCGGGAGCGUGACGCCGUGCUGGCAGCGGCCGAGGUGGUGGUGCUGGCAGUCAUCUUGGCGAUGGCGCUGCUCGGCAACGGCCUGGUGCUGGUGGUGUUGCUACGGCGGAGACGACACCACAACCCGCUGCACCAGUUCAUGCUCAACCUCUGCCUGGCGGACCUGGUGGUGGCUCUGUUCCAGGUGUUGCCUCAGCUGGUUUGGGACGCCAAGGGCCGCUUUCCGGGCCCCGACUUUCUGUGUCGCCUGGUGAAAUACCUGCAGGUCCUCGGGAUGUUCGCCUCCUCUUACAUGAUCGUGGCCAUGACGGUGGACCGCCACUACGCCAUCUGCUGCCCCCUGCAGGCGCACCGCAGUGGGGCCACCCAACGCUGGAACUCCUUCGUCGUGCUGGCCUGGGGGCUGUCACUGCUGCUCAGCCUGCCACAGGUUUUCAUCUUCUCCCGUUCAGAGGUGGCUCCAGGGGUGUACGAGUGCUGGGGGAACUUUGCUGAGGCCUGGGGCCUCAAAGCCUACGUGACCUGGAUGACGCUGGCUGUCUUCAUCCUCCCCGUCCUCAUCAUCACUGUCUGCCAGGUGCGAAUCUUCAACGAGAUCCACAACAAUCUGUACCUGAAGUCGGAGCGCCGCCUGUCCCCCACCUCCCUCCCUCCAUCCAGACGGGACAGCCAGAGAGGAGGAGGAGGAGGGGAAGGCAGCAGAGGGAGGUCCAGUCUCUCCCUGUGUGUUUCACCCCUCACGUCCAGCAACCCUGUUAGUCACCCCGGCUUUGGCACCGGAUCCACCUGUCAGCACCUGCCCCUGGGUCCGCUCAGGUCCAGCAGCCGGCGGCCUUACGUGCUGCCUGACCCUGCGGCGCCCUCUGCUGCCCGCUGCCCCCAGCCCAAAGCCCCCGCCGCCCGUGCUGGAGGGGUUUCAGCGGCCAUGUCAAAGACAGUGAGGAUGACGCUGGUCAUCGUGCUCGUCUACUCGCUCUGCUGGGCCCCGUUCUUCAGUGUCCAGCUGUGGGCUGCCUGGGACCCCGACCCACCUCAGAAUGGUGCGGUGUUCACCUUGCUGAUGCUGCUGGCCAGUCUCAACUCCUGCACCAACCCCUGGAUCUACUCGGCCUUCUCCAGCAGCGUGUCGCCGGAGCUGCGCCUGCUGCUGCUCUGUCGCACCCGCACGCGGCGCCGGGGCUCCUCGCCGAGCGACUCCACCGCCACGCACACGUCCAGCUACUGAAGCC